AAGUCCAGAGUUGGAGCAGAAGCAGGAAAGGCACAAUGGAAGCUCUGCCAUCCAAGUUCAUGUUCCUCCUAUUUCUCCUCAUGUGUGAGCUGGCCCCAGAAGUUGCUGCAGAAGUUGAGAAAUCCUCAGAUGGCCCUGGUGCUGCCCAGGAACCGACGUGGCUCGCAGAUGUCCCAGCUGCCAUGGAAUUUAUUGCUGCUACUGAGGUGGCUGUCAUAGGUUUCUUUCAGGAUUUAGAAAUACCAGCAGUGUCCAUGCUCCCUAGCAUGGUGCAAAAGUUCCCAGGUGUGUCAUUUGGAAUCAGCACUGAUUCUGAGGUCCUGACCCACUACAAUAUCACUGGGAACACCAUCUGCCUCUUUCGCCGGGUGGAUAAUGAACAACUGAAUUUAGAGGACGAAGACAUUGAUGCCACCAAAUUGAGCAAUUUCAUUGAGAUCAACAGCCUCCACAUGGUGACAGAGUACAAUCCUGUGACUGCAAUUGGGCUAUUCAACAGCGUAAUUCAGAUUCAUCUUCUCCUGAUAAUGAACAAGGCCUCUCCAGAGUAUGAAGAGAACAUGCAAAGAUACCAGAAGGCAGCCAAGCUCUUCCAGGGGAAGAUUCUCUUUAUUCUGGUGGACAGUGGUAUGAAAGAAAAUGGGAAGGUGAUAUCAUUUUUCAAACUAAAGGAGUCUCAGCUGCCAGCACUGGCAAUUUACCGGACUAUAGAUGAUGAGUGGGAUACACUGCCCACAGUAGAAGUUUCCGUAGAGCAUGUCCAAAACUUUUGUGAUGGAUUUCUAAGAGGAAAAUUGUUGAAAGAAAAUCAUGAAGCAGAUGAAAAGCCUCCAAAGGUGGAACUCUGACUUCUCCCUGGUACUGCAUAUGACCAAGUGUCUACUUUAUGCAAAGUAAAAAGGCCCAACUCAAAUCUCAGAGACGCUAAACAGUAGGAUCACAAAGCCUGCAAACCAUAUACACAC
Molecule: messenger RNA, 965 nt
Organism: Saimiri boliviensis boliviensis (Bolivian squirrel monkey)
Lineage: Eukaryota; Metazoa; Chordata; Mammalia; Primates; Cebidae
Gene: ERP27
Product: endoplasmic reticulum protein 27
Biological process (GO): response to endoplasmic reticulum stress; protein folding
Cellular component (GO): endoplasmic reticulum
Source: RefSeq, a predicted model, not a curated record